Lactuca saligna is the source of this 459-nucleotide messenger RNA. NCBI's taxonomy places the organism in Eukaryota, Viridiplantae, Streptophyta, Magnoliopsida, Asterales, Asteraceae. The record is from the annotation of a GenBank genome assembly.
AUGGUCACCGGUUUAAACCGCCCACAUUUUGGUGAUAUUAUCACCAAACGGUUUCACAGAGUUAUCGGCCUUCGCACCGGCGGUGCCAUUCGAUGUGGUGGUCUGAUUAGUUUCAUUGCCCACUCCCUCGUGGAGCAAAUCCCUCCUGGGUACACCUUCUUUCAAGUUGAGUCUUCCCGUUUGACCCUGCAGAACCAUCGGGCUAUGCACAUGCUUUGUCCUAGCAGGCCCAUUUACUUCAAGGUUACUGGGCCUGAUGUCAUCGCCCUAGCAGAUCCCAUUAACGACACCAUGUGGGUUCUCCCGUCGAACAUCCCACCACCUCCUUGUCCACGCAGUGCACAGCAGGUCAGACAACCACAAUCUAAUCGACCAUCUUCGUCUACUCAACACCCAGACUACGCAGACGCCACACCUGUUUCCUUUAGCCAGCCUGAUCCCAUGCAGACUGACUUUUAG